Dioscorea cayenensis subsp. rotundata (Guinea yam) is the source of this 1121-nucleotide messenger RNA. Its product is annotated as actin-depolymerizing factor 7-like. The transcript is spliced from 4 exons. Gene Ontology annotation, cellular component: cytoplasm; actin cytoskeleton. Bases 174 to 593 code for a protein of 139 amino acids. NCBI's taxonomy places the organism in Eukaryota, Viridiplantae, Streptophyta, Magnoliopsida, Dioscoreales, Dioscoreaceae. The record is from RefSeq and is a predicted model, not a curated record. Gene Ontology annotation, biological process: actin filament depolymerization. Gene Ontology annotation, molecular function: actin filament binding.
CCGAAGUUCAUUCCUUUUCGCCUUCGCCUCAUCGCACGCUGGUGCUCUCUCUCUCUCUCUCUCUCUCUCUCUCGCGCCAUUGAAUCCGCUGCCCUAGAUUUCCUCCCACUGAUCCCCUCUUCACUCCGGCGACACCAUCUCCUCCCUUUUCUCCUUUCGAUCGCUUCUCCAAAAUGGCCAACGCGGCAUCUGGGAUGGCUGUGAAUGAUGACUGCAAGUUGAAAUUCCUGGAAUUGAAGGCAAAGAGAACCUACCGUUUCAUAGUAUACAUGAUUGAAGAGAAGCAGAAGGAGAUAAUUGUUGAGAAGGUUGGUGAACCUACUCAGAGCUACGAAGAUUUCACUGCUAGCCUUCCUGCAAACGAAUGCAGAUAUGCCAUUUUUGACUUUGAUUUUGUCACUGAGGAGAACUGCCAGAAAAGCAAGAUCUUCUUCAUUGCAUGGUCUCCUGAUACAGCCAAAGUGAGAAGCAAGAUGCUCUAUGCAAGCUCCAAGGACAGAUUCAAGAGGGAAUUGGAUGGUAUCCAGGUGGAACUGCAAGCCACCGAUCCUACUGAGAUGGGUCUUGAUGUCAUCAGAGGUCGUGCUAACUGAGUUUUGGACUUCGAUUGGAUAGUUUGAUCAAGCAUUCAGCCUUCAGGCCAUUUACACAACUGAGAUCCUUGAAUAUUGUAUAAUAGAAGCUUUGGAGAUCCCAUCUAAGUCCGCACGGGACUUUCAUCUGCUAUUUGUCUUUCUAGUUUUAGACCUGAUUCCUUAAUUUUAAAGUAUCAGAGAGAACUUUUGUAAUGAAAUCCUGUGUGCUGAAUGGAUGCUUGUUGUUUGCGUACCCUGGCCCUGGAGGCACGCUUGAGAAACAUUUUAAGUGACAUCUGGCAUAAGAGGUAACUUGCAAAAUCUUCUAAUAUGUGGCUGAAGUUUUCUUUGAAUAUAUAUAUAUAUAUAGUUUUUUUCCAUGUCUUCGAUCCUUAUCUAAAAGGUGUUUGAGUUUUGUACUUUGACACUACUACACGUAGGGUUGUUGCAUCUACUUGCAAGCCACGUCUGUAUGGGAUUUCGUCUGAAACUGGCCUUCUAUCUUGUUGCUAUGUUUGGAUCAAAUCUGCUUACAUGCUUUUAAAA